UUAUAGUUUACUUUACUCUCUUAGCUUUAGUUACUCUUCUCAUCAUAUAUUUAUUUUGUCCAAACUAACAAACCAUUUGAUGUAACAUUAAACUAUCUAUCGCUGUAUGCCUCAGAGUCAGAGCUUCUUUUCAAGAGUUUCAAGAGACUGUCUCAUUUGCUUUGCUUGUUUCUCACUGUUUUUCUUGUGUGUUACAAUAAUUCUUUUUUGAUUUUCUCAUGUUUCUCACCAGGUCUAAAAGUACAGAGUUUUAUGAUUGUUUUUAAUUGUAUGGGAUGGUUUUGAUGGUGCAAUUUGUUUACCUGGUGGUGAAAGGCUUGGCUAUUCUAUUGUUACUUCAGGAAUCCGCAGGAAGUUCAACAGCGCCAUCACUAUCUCAAGCGAAUUUCGGUUCCAAUCCUAUAAGAGAAGAAGUCGUUCACCCUGACCCUCCUUGGAGGCAAUCAAGAAGAACUUCAGGCAGUCCAGAAUUUCAGCCGAAUGCUGCACCUGUCAAAAAUGUUCAGGGCAUUGUGCCAUCCUUGUCUUUCAGCACUUCUCAUGGGAAGCCACCACAUGUGGAGGGACCUAACUUGGCGCCAGAAGAUCCAGCACCUCUGUUCAACUCACCUCAAAAUCCACCAGCAACCCAACCUGUUAUGCAACAAACUAUGACCCCAGAUAGUAGGGCUCCGCUAUAUGUACCUAUUAAUCCAGAACAAAUGGCACCACCGCCAGAGGAGAUACUACAAAUACCACCAAGCGAUGAUCCUCUUGCACAAAAAAUUACGCCGUCUAGUUUUCCUGUGCCUGCUGCAUCACCUCCUCUCAACUUGCUGAUAGAACCAUUGCCUAACCAGCGAGGAGCACAAGGAAUACCUCCAUCGAAUUCACCAGUUCCUUCUGCAUCACCGUCAAGCAAAUUGCCAAGUUAUUCAGCACCAGUGCGCCCGUUAUUACCUGAAUUUCCUCCAUCUAAUUCCCCAGGGCCUGAUAUCUCAUCUGUAGCAACUCCUCUACCUAUCUUUAAGCAGAAAGGGGGUGGGAAACCAAUUGCUGCACCAUCAAAUGGUACUCCUAAGCAGGUAUCACCUCUGGACUCCCCCACAAAAGCUCCAGUGCAAUCCUUCCCAAAGGGCUCUUCAGUUGCUCCCCUACCUCAUUUAAAAAUGGAGUCGUCUUCAGCAUCAACCAGUAAAGACCCUGAUGUCGCUCUAGUAUCAACACGUCCACCAAGCUUUGACCAGAAAAGGGUUAAAAUGCCAGUUGCUGCACCGUCUAAAGGAAUCCUCAAACAGUUGUCACCCUUGGACCAUUCCUCCUCAGAAGGAUUACGUUCCCCCAUACCUGUACAAUCAACCUCAUUUUAUAGGCAUCCUCAUGCGAGAAAAAGUGUUACCAGCGCUGUUCCACCAACUAACAAAGGCAAUGACUGGAAAAAGAAUGGGCUUGCAGUUGCUGUGCCAUCAUAUGGAAGUCCCAAGAAGUUAUUACCUCAGGUUAAUAACCCUGUAAAAGCCAACGCUGCGCCCCCUUCAUAUUCCCCUAAAGUUUAUGAAGAUAGUAGGCAAAAGAGUAAUGCUCUUCCAACCCUGAAUGCAGCAAAAAGCGCUCUUCCACCUGUCUCACCACCUCGAGUACCUGCAUCCCAAGAGAUGACAAUACCCCCUUUUCCACCUCAGAAUUCGCCUUCUGGUACUUCCUCACCAGAAAAUCCAAUGGUGCCUUACCUACCACAUAUUCCAGAGCUACGCCCUCCACCUCUUAGUGAAGAUUGCGAAUCAUUAUCGUGCAGAGAGCCAUUCACCAAUAAUCCUUCUGGAUCUCCCUGUGGCUGUGUUUUGGCAAUGCAAGUUGGGCUACGGCUUGACUUGCCGUUGUAUGCAUUCUUCCCUCUGGUAUCAGACCUUGCUGCAGAUAUUUCUCGUGGGAUAGUUAUGAAACAAAGUCAAGUUCGUAUCAUGGGAGCAAAUGCAGACAGCCAGAAUCAAGAAAAGACUGUUGUCCUUUUAGACUUGGUGCCUUUUGGAGCAAAAUUUGAUAACUCUACAGCCUAUCUAAUAUAUAAAAAAUUCUAUCAGAAGGAAGUGGCGAUAGAACCUUUAUAUUUCGGCAAUUAUGAGAUCUUAUAUAUGCGUUAUCCAGGGCUUCCUGCGUCUCCACCUGCCCUCUCAACCUUUGGUGGUGAGGCGUAUUCUGGUCAGGGUAGCAAAAAGAGACCCUUUAAGCCUCUUGCGGUUGAUGUCAAUAGGCAGAGACAUAAAAAGGGACUUAAAGGCAGUGUUAUUGCAAUGAUAGUUUUGGUAGCCUCCCUGUCUCUGAUUCUGUGUUGUGCAGUUGCAUGGGUUAUGUUGUUCAGACACAGAAGGGAAAAAGCCCAACCAGAGCUAAAUCUAACUAGUCCAACGCCGUCACUGGAAGAAUCCCUAAGAUUUGCUGUUUCAAAGAUUAGCACUGGCCUGAGUUCCAUUUCACCAACGUAUAAAUCUGGUCUUUCCCCUUACACUGGAACCGCAAAGACCUUUACUGUAAUAGACAUUGAAAGAGCAACUGAUAGCUUUAACGCUUCCAGAAUAAUAGGUGAAGGUGGUUUUGGUAUUGUUUAUAGUGGUGUUCUUGAUGAUGGCACAAAAGUGGCUGUCAAGGUGCUUAAGCGAGACAAUCAACAAGGUGGUCGUGAGUUUCUGGCUGAAGUUGAAAUGCUCAGCCGCCUUCAUCACAGAAACUUGGUCAAGUUAGUGGGCAUAUGUAUGGAGGAACAUGCACGCUGCUUAGUAUAUGAACUAAUUGCUAAUGGGAGUGUGGAAUCUCAUUUACAUGGAUUUGACAAGACAGAUGCUCCACUAGAUUGGAAUGCUCGCUUGAAGGUAGCACUCGGUGCAGCUCGAGGUCUAGCCUAUCUGCAUGAAGAUUCAAGUCCACGAGUUAUACACAGAGACUUUAAGUCUAGCAACAUCUUGUUGGAACAUGAUUUUACACCGAAAGUCUCUGAUUUUGGUUUAGCUCGAAUUGGAUCAGAUGAGGAAAACAAACACAUCUCAACUCGGGUCAUGGGAACUUUCGGAUAUGUUGCUCCAGAAUAUGCGAUGACAGGACAUCUUCUCGUAAAGAGUGAUGUGUACAGUUAUGGAGUAGUCCUACUAGAGCUGAUAACAGGAAGAAAACCGGUAGAUAUGUCUCGACCAACUGGACAGGAAAACCUAGUUACUUGGGCACGUCCACUUCUGACAAGUAAAGAAGGUCUAGAGCUAAUGUUGGACAAAUCUUUGAGCCCUGAUUUCCCUUUUGAAAGUUUUGCUAAAGUAGCAGCAAUUGCUUCAAUGUGUGUUCAGCCAGAAGUUUCUGAUCGGCCUUUUAUGAGCGAGGUUGUUCAGGCCUUGAAACUAAUAUGCAAUGAGCUCUGCACAACGAAUAACUUUGAGUCAAGAUUUUGUAGCCCAGAGCAGAUAUCAACAUAUUUUGAUGCUAGACCUAGCACCGCUUCUGGUUACAUGCCAUAUCACUUGCAGUCUCCGUUUUCUGAUGUUGAGUGGGGGCUUCGAGCAUCUGAAGUUUUCAGUUCAUCAGCAAGAUUUGAUAGGACGGGUUCAAGGCCAUUUCGGGGGCACUCAAGUCCUGGUCCAAUGAGAAAUAGAAGAACCCUGCCAUUUUUAUCGCGAAUAAAAGGAUGGUCAGGAGGCAGCACAAGCAAUCAAAGGGCAAUUCUUGGAUUAUGGUCUAGAUCAAAUUAAGAACCUGAUAUUGCAACUUAAUGCAUUCGAUCUUUGUUGAAAUAUUGUGGGAAGUGGGGAAUAAUCAAGUUUAUGAGACUCGUUACAAUUCGGUGAACAAUAUCCUGCAAAAAUAUCACCAGGUAUGGGAACUGCUCAGACAAUAGUAGUGAUGAAAUCAAGGCAUAUUUAGCUCCAGCUUUUACUUGUUUGUUCUGGUCAAUGAGUGUUCAUAAGAUGUUAAAUGCUCAGCUCUCACAUAUACUCAAAACAAAUGAAUUGAUCAGAUUAUGUUGUUUAGGCCAUUGCUGUCGAAUAUAUCAAGUAGCACCAUUGCUAUCGAAUAUAUCAUGUAGAUUCUAAGAAUGUAAAUAACUUUUUCAUUUAUCAUGAUUCUAUAUUUUAUCAA
Molecule: messenger RNA, 4098 nt
Organism: Daucus carota subsp. sativus
Lineage: Eukaryota; Viridiplantae; Streptophyta; Magnoliopsida; Apiales; Apiaceae
Product: receptor-like serine/threonine-protein kinase ALE2
Exons: 20
Coding region: 276-3710 (1144 amino acids)
Biological process (GO): protein phosphorylation
Molecular function (GO): ATP binding; protein kinase activity
Source: RefSeq, a predicted model, not a curated record